AUGUUGAUUCACCCUGCACGAGGUCCAAAUAGAGGCAGUACGCUAACGGGUCGCAGUGUACAUAACCAGAGGACAGAACAUCUCUGGCUUGAAGUAAAGAAAAUCAUUGUUAGCUACUACCGCAAUCUGUUUUACUUUCUAGAACAAAAUCUGUUUCUUGAUCCUCUCGAUGAAUGUCACUUGUUUUCCCUUCAUUGUAUUCAUGUACCACAUUUAAACAAAGAAUUGAAUGAAAUGUCAGGUAGCCAGAAUUAUCAUCCAUUAAAUACCCAAGGGAACAGAUCACCAAGGCAUUUGUGGCAUUUUGGAUUACAUGCUUCAGAAAACUCUGACUAUCUAGCUGUAGAAAGUGUUUUUGAUGAACAACAGAUGAAUGAAUUUGGAACUGGUGGUGGUCCUCCAGUUGACUACAACACUGAUAAUGAUGUUCAAAUACCAGAAGUGUCUCUUUCACUGUCUGAACAGGAGCAAUAA
Pocillopora meandrina is the source of this 474-nucleotide messenger RNA. The record is from the annotation of a GenBank genome assembly. NCBI's taxonomy places the organism in Eukaryota, Metazoa, Cnidaria, Anthozoa, Scleractinia, Pocilloporidae.